AUGACCAGCACGACCAGCACGACCAGCACGACCAACACGACCAGCACGCCCACCGGACAAGCAUCGCUGCUACGCGCCGCCGCCGACGGCUCGCUGGACUCCGCCGAGUGGCCCGCGACGCUGCAGUACAUUCUGGACCGCCUGGACGAGAUUAUCCACGAGUUCCCCAAGCCGCCCGCCGACACCAGCGCAGACGCAGACGGAGACGCAGACACCAGCACCCCCGCGCCCGCAGACACUAGCACCCCCGCGCCCGCAGACGCAGCGCCCAAGCCCGAGGCCGCCGCCGCCUCCGCCGCCGCCGCCGCCGCCCGCGACAAGGAGAAUGCGCCGCCCACAACGCCCCCGCGCCCGCCGCCCGUGCCCGUCCGGCCUGCGCCCGAGUCCAAGGCGCUCCCGCCCGCCACCACGUCCUUGUACGCCUCGAUCCGCAACGCACUGUCGCUGCACUUUGCAAAGCAACCCCCGCACACAGUCCAGCGCCUCGCCGAGCUCGUCCUCGAGCCCAAGCGACGCUACAAGCACCUCUCGCCCUACCUCCGCGCACUCGACCGCGUCGUGUCGGUAUCCUCGCCCCUCGCCGUCUUCCCGCUGCCCCAGGCCGUCCUGCCCAGCGCCAGCGGCCUGCUGAACGGCACAGCCGCAGCGCCGAACCCGCACGCUGCGACGCUCGGCUCCGACGAGUCGCUGGGCGGCGCCCUGCUCACACCCAUCCCAUGGCUGCACAGUCGAGGCCAGAACGAGCUCAUAUCAGAGAGCACCGAGAUGGUGGACGGGCCCAACGGCGCCGGCCGCAUUGAGACGGUCACCGUCGGCAUGCUCAGCGGCCAGCCUCCACGCCAGGAGCCAGCCGCCUCGUCUCCCGUGUCGCAGAUUGCUUCCUCGCACCCCGAUGGCGAAACACUGCCGUCGACCGGGCCCGUCACCCAGGGCGAGCUGCUGCGCCAGGAGCAGCAGGCCGGCAUUGUCCUCAACAAUCCGCACUCGCUGACCACGAGCCCCACACGGACAAGCUUUGGCGAAAGCGAGGGCGGCGCCACCGUUGUCGAAACCGUCGAGGCUGAAGAAGAGGCCCCGCACGCCAGGGGACCUGAGACCAUUGGGCUGGAAGAUACCGGCCCGCAAAAGCAGGGCGCAUCGCUCGACAUUGAAGGCGCAGUGGGACGCCCCAGCCUUGAGCGCUCGAGCAGGAGCCCGGGACGAGCCACAGCGCCUGGCGCAGAGUCCAAAGACGAGAAGAUGGAAGAUGCAGGGGAGACGAUGGAAGAUGCAGGGGAGACGGUGGAAGAUGCAGGGGAGAAGAUGGAAGAUGCAGGGGAGACGAUGGAAGAUGCAGGAGAGAAGAUGGAAGAUGCAGGAGAGACGAACGAGGACGACAAGGCAGCCGAGGAGCAGCUCCAGACCGGGGUCGCCGAGCAAGAAAAAGAAAGCGAGGCCAAGGAUGUGGACAUGAAGUACCACACCAGUACAUAG
This is a messenger RNA of Didymella exigua CBS 183.55, 1473 nucleotides long. RefSeq lists its product as uncharacterized. Gene Ontology annotation, molecular function: protein phosphatase regulator activity. The coding region runs from base 1 to 1473 and encodes 490 amino acids. NCBI's taxonomy places the organism in Eukaryota, Fungi, Ascomycota, Dothideomycetes, Pleosporales, Didymellaceae. The record is from RefSeq and is a predicted model, not a curated record. Gene Ontology annotation, biological process: protein dephosphorylation. The transcript is spliced from 5 exons. Gene Ontology annotation, cellular component: protein phosphatase 4 complex; nucleus; cytoplasm.